CGCGGGACAAGGAAACGAUGUUGUUUAACUGAGAACGACGCCGAGGGGUGAGAGUUUGACGGCGAGUUAACAAUGAGGGCUGGUUUAAUUAAUUAGUAUUUUAUGAUUAUUUUAGACGGUGUCGUUUAAUGAAAAGCGAUGUCGCGGAAAAGUAAAACGACAUCGUGGUAGUGGUAAGAGUUCGGCCAAAGGCAGCCCGCCAAGCCCAACGAUGGUGCAAGAGUAGAGAACGACGUUGUUUGAUGGACUAACAAUGUCGUUGGUUAAACCGGGUCGGGGCAGUUGAGUUGGAUUAUAAAACGGCAUCGGUUGGUUAAAGGCGAUGCCGUGGUGUUGGUGAAACGACAUCAUUACAUGGACAAGGUUGUAGGUCGUUUCGCCGAGUUUCUGCAAAGCAAGAGCGGUUUCGAGGGCACGUGAUUAUCACGCAACAAGGAGGAAAUUACCUGCACGGUUGAAGGAGUGAAGACGUGGGAGACAAAGGCGCGAAGGCAGUUACUACAACGAGGAGAAGCGCGAAGUAUAAAGAUUGGGAAGAGAGAGAAGCGAGUGACGGCAAAAUCAAAUCUCAAACUGCACCGUCGCAGAAUCUAUCUUUUUCUUCCUAGUUUGUAGAACUUCUCUGUCAAAGACCUCCUUUGCAGAGUCGUAGUAGUCGUAGAUCGUAGUCGUAGUUGCGGAGCUCUCCAGAGGAACCUGCAUAGGAGUAGAGGUAACGUAACUUAGAACACUCCUGGUUCGAUUUUCUGGUUAUUCGCCGAACACCCUCGUUCGAAUGUAGUUUGGAGAGGUGGUGAACCGAAUAACGGUUGUUUGAUUAGAAGUUAAAGGUGCAUCGAUCAAAUCAACAUCGCCUACGCCGGCGGUGGAUAUUUGACGGUCGUCUUUGUUUCUGUUCGAUCGAUCAAAUCAACGACGCCGACAUUCGGCGGCGGAUAUUUGACGGUUGUGAUUGACUUUGUGUUUUGUUGAAAACAGUGCGCAUUGAAAACGCGAGUUUCGCCAACGAAACAAAUUGCCAACAGUGGCGCAAACUGCCGACUAGGGUGAAAUAACGCGCAUGCUUCGUCAAGUCAUGGCUGAUAACCAACAGGUAAAACUUCACUUAGCCUCUUUGGAUGGACGUCUUGAUGGUCUUAGCUCUCGGAUUGAUAGACGUGUUAGCCAAUUGGUUGAAGUUGUGGAUAAAAACAGAAUGGAUUUUGAAAGUAACCGACGUGAUUUUAAUGAUUUUAGAGAGUUUUUGAAUAGGCCAGUGCCGCAAACAAGGUCUUUGCCGUUAAGUGGCGAGAAUCCGUUACACAACGACACUGGCACCAAUAGCUUUCCGGUCAAUGGCGGCCGAGAUACUCAGCCGAGACAGGGCGUUUCGCCGACACCGGUGUUGAACCCAACAAGUCCGUCGAGAGUAAAUCUUGGCGAGACCAGCAUUGCGGCCAACACUCGUGUUGAGCCGCCACCAGUGCACAAUGUGAGUCCACAAAAUAUCCUGGAGGCCAGAACCUACGUGGCUCUGAUGAGAGGUACUGUUGGUGGAGGAACGAUCAACAAUGAUCAUGUCCAGCCACGCGGCUACCCGCAAAACGUGCCUCCUCCUCCAAACGGGCUUGGCAUGGAUCCUGGUGGAUUCGUACCACAAGGGGGGAAACUCGGGGGGCAAGACGUUAAUGCGAUUCGAGAUCAAGUAGCACAGAUGCUGGCGGAUCAGUUUGGUUUAGGGAUUAGACCAGCGAUGCCGCCGGUGUAUCGAAAACCAUAUCCAGAUUGGGUUGAUAGAUAUUACCCCUUUCCACGUGGUUUUCGCGUGCCUGAUUUCAUCACCUUCAGCGGGACUGGAGAUUAGUCCACAGUCGAGCACGUUGGACGAUUCACGAUUCAAUGUGGUGAUGUGAGUGAUUUCUUGAAGUUGCGUUUGUUUGGCAACUCAUUGACCGGUCCGCAUUCGCGUGGUACGUCAACUUGCCAUCGAACUCGGUUCAAACUUGGCAGCAAAUGGAACAAAUGUUCCAUGCCUAGUUCUACCGUUCUGAGCCAGAAGUAACAAUGGCAGACUUGGCACGAAUGCGCCAACAGCCAGGAGAAACAGUGGAGCACUUUUUAACAAACUUUAAAAAUGCAA
This is a messenger RNA of Linum trigynum, 2119 nucleotides long. NCBI's taxonomy places the organism in Eukaryota, Viridiplantae, Streptophyta, Magnoliopsida, Malpighiales, Linaceae. The record is from the annotation of a GenBank genome assembly.